CAUCGACUCGGUCGAUCUUCUUUCUCCUUCUAACUUUCCAUCUUCUCCCCACUUGACUUGACCGGCUCCACCUGUCAACCCACAAGAGACAAACUCCUCUGAGUCAGCGGAGAUAUCCCAACCAGGGGCUGCUCAAAAUGGGAACCUGAGCAUGGCCAUCGUCAAGGGCACGGCCUCACCCAACUUGAUCUGCACCUUACGGCCCGACCAAUCGCCAUUUCAGAACCUUGAAUCUCGCCCCCGAUGGCUUAAGCUUCCUGCAAAAGUUCCCACUUGGUUCUGUAUGGCGUGCCGGUCCGGCAUCCGAAUCGCCUAUAUGAUGGACCGUCUCCCCCUCGCUGUCCUCCUUUUCCCAACAGACAGCACAACCCCCCAUACUUCUCGCAACCAUGUCACCUACCCCUUUCAAAGUCAUCGUCGUGGGCGGCGGCCCAGUCGGUCUCACAGCAGCUCACGCACUCAGCCAUGCGGGCAUCGAUUUUGUCGUACUCGAACGCAGGGACUCGGUGGUCCUCGACCAAGGCGCCAGUCUGGUUCUUGGUCCCCCCACGCUGCGAGUGUUGCACCAACUGGGCCUCCUCGAUCCACUGAUGGCCGUUGGCGGGGAGAUUAAUACGAACGUGUCGCUUACCCAUCAGGGGCACGAAUUCCGCGACUCCGACUGCUUUCGAAUUAUACGGAAAAACCAUGGCAGCGCGCCGGUCGCCUUCCACCGUGCCCACCUGAUCCAGACUCUGUACGACAAACUGCCCGAGAAAGCCAAAAGCCAGUACCUUGUCAACAAAAAAGUCAGCGAUAUCGAGUCGCACGAUACGGGGGUCCGAGUCACCUGCGCCGACGGCACCGCCUACGAUGGAUCCAUGGUUAUCGGGGCGGACGGGGUCCACAGCAAGACACGGCAAGUGAUGCGCCGGCUCGCCUUGGCUGCAGAUCCCACGCGGACCUGGGAUGCGGAGAACCCCUUCACGGCCGAAUACAAGUGUAUGUGGUGCAGUUUUCCCCGGAGGACCGAGACUGGAGAGUCCACCGAAACCCAGAACAUAGACAAAUCGGUCAUGUAUCUCUCCGGGCGCGAGCGCGGGUGGAUCUUCCUCUACGAGCGCCUGCCGCAGCCAACCACCGAGCGAAUCAACUACACCCCCGAGGACAUCGAGGCCAUGGCGGCGCGGUUUGCCGAAUACCCCAUCACCGAGACGCUGCGAGUGAAAGACGUGUACGCGGAGCGAUUCACUGCCGGCAUGGCCAAUCUGGAGGAAGGCAUCCUGGAGCACUGGGGAUGGGGACGCAUGGCCCUCGUGGGAGACGCAUGCCACAAAUACACCCCAAACGCGGGAUUGGGCCUCAACAACGGCAUCCAGGAUGUAGUGGUGCUGUGCAACGGAUUACACAAGGCGCUGCAGAGCGCGACGGGGGAACAACUGGACACGACCACGUUGGGCCGUGUGUUCGACGAGUACCAGACGGAGCGAGCGGAGCCGAUCCUCAGGGAUGCGAAACGGUCGGCGCAGGUGACGCGGCUGCAUGCAUGGGCCAGUACGUUUUACUACAUCAUGGCGCGGUACAUCCUGUCGUGGGGGUGGAUCGAGGGGCUGUUGCUCAACUAUCAAGCUGCUCCUAAGAUCAAGCAAGGCGCAGUGCUGAAGUACAUCUCCGCCACGGAGCCAUUUACGGGGCUUGUCAAAUGGGAUCAUCCAUUGGAUGGAAGCAGCUGUUGAACUCAAGUAGGAACAUACCUAAUCUUAGCGGCAGUUCAGUGUUUCAUGAUCUUCCUCAACCCUUCCACCAAUCCAUCAACCGAUAAAACUCCGAGUAACUCGCCUGUCCACCUACACCCCAACAAGGCAAUAUCCCUCUGGAGACCGUCAGACGCACGCGAUAUUUGUGGAAAAUCCGCC
Messenger RNA from Aspergillus sclerotioniger CBS 115572, 1895 nucleotides. Its product is annotated as FAD-dependent oxidoreductase. Bases 390 to 1715 code for a protein of 441 amino acids. Lineage: Eukaryota; Fungi; Ascomycota; Eurotiomycetes; Eurotiales; Aspergillaceae. Gene Ontology annotation, molecular function: FAD binding. The transcript has 3 exons. The record is from RefSeq and is a predicted model, not a curated record.